Molecule: messenger RNA, 2924 nt
Organism: Dendroctonus ponderosae (mountain pine beetle)
Lineage: Eukaryota; Metazoa; Arthropoda; Insecta; Coleoptera; Curculionidae
Product: CDK5 and ABL1 enzyme substrate 2
Exons: 7
Coding region: 357-1931 (524 amino acids)
Biological process (GO): regulation of cell cycle
Source: RefSeq, a predicted model, not a curated record
AUCGAUUGUCAAGUGAUGUCAGUCAGUCAGUGAUGAAAUGGUGAUGAAAGUAAACAAGGACUUGAUGUGAUCUGUUUGGUGGUUUUUGUUAAUUUCAUCCUAAUUCUAGUGAAAUUGUCAUCGUGCACUGUAUUUAAUCAGAAAUUAGAUAACUUUCCGUUUGUCCAGCACAUUGGGAAAAUGUGCUGCGAGUUAAUAUACGCGCUGCUCAACUCUAUCGAUUUUUAUAUGAGUGCCAAGAACGUUAAAAAUAUGUGCAAUAAAAGAACUAUGUAGCGUCAGUGAUACUAUAUCACAAUUAUCCUUAUCUAAGUACCUGCAAAAACAAAAACAAACAUACGUCGUAAAAUCAUCUGAUGGCAGCAUCUUUAAAAAGAAGUCGCUCCAGGCACCGCAUAGCAGCGGUCACUUUCUUAUCAAAUAUAUCUUUGGAUGGUAGUUAUAAGGACACGAAAUUAGCAUUGCUUCCGAGGAAUGGGGCCAUUGCAAAGCCACCGUUCGCUUAUAACGAUUACAUACUCGAAGAGUCAGAUGGCAAUGAUGAAUGCUUCAGUGAAUCCGAAAAUGUCCCUUUGAAAACUAAGGGGCAUGUGAGGAAGAAAACGCACAAAAUCGCUAAUGAUGCCGACUCAGCUAAUUCUGAUUCCGACACCGUCGCUCCACCCUUAAAAUCCAAUUUGGAUGCCAACGCUUCUAAAAGAUUUUACAGAGAAAGGCUAACUAGCAGUAGUGAUUCGGACCGCAAAGGAGUCGCCAAGUUCCACAAACGAUUGCCGCACCAAUUGUCUGGCUGUGGCGAUCUGGAAAAGGCGCCUCAAGGCAGCAGCUCUGAAAGUUUGGAGCCAGUCAAGUUGAGAGGAAGCCCAUCUCCGGCUCUCUUGCAGGAACAGCCGAAGAAGAAGUUCCGGAUCUUCAAGCCUACCGAACAUAGCAGAUUUGGGGAUGAGAGAAUUAUGAUGGUGACUGGCAAACGCAUUCCUUUCAUGGUGUGCUCGUUCAUACCAUAUGCAAAGUCGCGAACAAGCGUUAAAAGGGAGGAGAGGCGGAAACGAACCACUUCAGGAACCAGACCUUUGUCUUCAAUUGACGAUGCUCUCGACCCGUUUGAUUCCUUAGGCAUGGAGCGGAAAUUAGAAGGCCAGGAAGUCUCAUAUGGAUAUUUGCUAACUCCGAGCCACAGAGAGAUUCAAUCGAAGCGACCCAACACUGUAGAUGAUCAUCCUGAGGUGACAUCUAGACGACCCAAACACAUUGUGGCCAGGACAAAAGUUAUAACUUGGCAGCCAGAACACAAAUGGUGCCUUUCCUUCGAUCCAGGAUCGCAAAGAGCCUCCGCUCACGUGAUUUCACAUUCGCCUCCUGAUCUGAAGGAGGAAGCAACUGCGAUUGGUAGUCUUGUCUAUCACCCGCAUCUUUUAGACGAUCCCGAGCUGAUCGCCGGGAAGCACCGCACUCUACUCACGUUUGCCUCCUACAUGACAUCGGUAAUCGACUACGUUAAACCAUCCGAUUUGAAAAAGGAGAUUAACGACAAGUUCAAAAGCAAGUUUCCACAUGUUCAGCUCACCCUGAGUAAACUCCGAAGUAUCAAGCGAGAAAUGAAGAAAAUCGUGAAGCAUGAAUGUGCCAUCGAUUUGCUCACAGUGGCUCAAGCUUAUGUGUACUUUGAAAAGUUGAUACUGCGUGGACUAAUCAACAAGCAAAAUCGCAAGCUCUGCGCGGGUGCCAGCCUGAUAUUAUCCGCUAAGCUAAACGAUGUCAAAGGAGACCAGCUUAAGCUGUUGAUCGAGAAAACAGAAAACACUUUUAGAGUGAGUAGAAAGGAGCUGCUGGCCUUUGAAAUAGCGGUUUUGGUCGCCUUGGAGUUCGGACUUCACGUACCAACUAGUGAAGUGAAUCCUCACUAUCAGCGUCUCAUGUUCGACUCAUGACCAAUCACUGAUAACUCCACUAUAACAUGCAUUAAUCUUUCGUUACCUUUUACUAAGAAAAUUUUAUUUUGAGGCGUUUGAAAACGCACGAUUUGGUGAAUACGCAACCAUCUUAAUUAACAUAAUUAAAUUAGAAUACUGUUAGCGGGUUCUAUAGGGAAGUAUUUAGUUAAAUUUUAUUGACUUUAAAUUAAGCAAAUUGUACUCAUCGGACAGAAAGGAACUUUUACUUAACUAAUCACUGUAAAAAUGCAUUCAUUAACCAUAUCUUUCGCCAUUGUCUAGCCGACCGAAUUUUAUCGUUAUCCUAAAACUAAAAGCAAUCUGAGCGACCAGCAAUUUCUGGUUGUUCACUAUCGAUACUAUCUAGUUUAAUAUUAGGUAAAAAGUUGACCAAGACAGUGUAAAAAUGGUGCUUAUACAAGAUAAGGUUAAAGUAAGACGAACUAUUUUUUGCAUGACAAGCGUGAAAGGUGUACUUAAAUUGAAAAUUUGUAUUGAGUGUGCCAAUGUUGCAUAAGUAGACAGAUCAGUAGGGUGUGGGUGGGUUGUGAUAAUGUUUUGCAUAAAUUCGGAAAGUUUCGAAUUAGCCGCUUUUUAGAACUUUAGAUCAUCGAAUGUUCCCUCGCGCCCUUUCUACUUUCAUGCCCCCAACUUUCUGUGGGCGAGUGAUUGAAACCCAUACGUUCCCCGCUUUUUAUUCCGUUCUCCUAAUUCCUAUGAAUCCCAUCAAACCUCUACAGCUAAUUCCGAAAACGAUGUCUUUAUAUAUCAUCAAUUCUCUCCGAAUCCUGGAUGAUGUUUACGAUUGUUAUUUUUUAUUUUGUUUUCCUUUGUUAUUACUAUUGUAGAUAUUUAAGUGUUAUCCAUUUGGUAAUUAACAAUAGUUGCUUAUUUUGGUGUAUGUAAUCUCGAAUAACUUGUACAAGGGUGCUGGGUUUUUUCUGGAGUAAAACUUUUUUGUAGGCGUCAAUACAGGAUUCUUUGCAUUUA